Messenger RNA from Cryptococcus deneoformans JEC21, 2652 nucleotides. RefSeq lists its product as hypothetical. The transcript has 8 exons. The record is from RefSeq and is a predicted model, not a curated record. Lineage: Eukaryota; Fungi; Basidiomycota; Tremellomycetes; Tremellales; Cryptococcaceae. The coding region runs from base 181 to 2457 and encodes 758 amino acids.
GCAUCAUUACUCACUCUCUCCGCCCUGCAGUAACCUCAAGUAUCGUUUUUCUUCUUGCAAACGUGAUUAUCAUCAGCCAGCUUUUCCGAUUUCUCUUCUCACACUUUCGAACUGUGGUUAUCUGCUGGCAGUUUGCGUCUUCGCCUCCUCUUUCCAUAUAUCCAUUGAUUCACACGAGACAUGCUAGCAGAAUCCGAAGUACCUCAGCUUAGUAAAUGGGCAUUGCCAUCAGCCUUCUUAGGGUUGCUUGACUUACCACCUGGUCAAGCUAUUGAUCAACUCAUUCCCACUCGGUCACAGCCCCCUUUCACUCAGUCGGCAGAAGUUCCUGGCACCAGCUCCCACCCUUUCAUAGAGGCACUCAAAAAUAUACCCGACACCUUGACCGAGAAAGGUGCGCUGGCUCACAAAACUACAGACUCCCCGCUGGUUGAUUUGUUUUUUGAUCUGGCUCCUGGCAUUGCAUCUGAUCGACUCUACAAGCUUCUCGAGGCGGCGUGGACAGAGGAUUCCUUGGCAACGCUUAAAAUCAUCUUCCAUUCGAGAUCCAUCCACGAGGGGAAAGGUUACAAAGAUGGGUUCUAUCGAGCACUGGCUUGGCUUUGGGACGAGCAUCCGCGUACUUUUAUAGAGAACCUGCAUCUCAUUGUGGAUCACACAUGUCCGCCGCCCAUCAGCGAAAAGAAAGUAUCUAGGAAACGGCAGAAAAGAGAGAAGCAGCAGUUGAAAGAAGGCGAUAUUCUGGAACUUGAUGAUGAGGGGAAUAUUGAUUUGGGAGAAGAAAUUCCAAAUCAAUAUUCCUCGAGGCCUCAUGGAACCUUCAAUGAUCUUCUGGAUCUCCUCAUUUUACAUAUCAAUAACCAACUAAGCACUUCUUUCUCAGGCAAGCUCACCGCUGUGGAUGAAACUUUGGCGCCUAAUAUUUCUGCCGACUUAUUCAAGCAGUCUCGAAUUCAAGGUCGCACGACCUCCAAACGAGAUCGUCAAGGCUUUUUUAAAAUCAUCGUUGAAGCUAAAAAACGCGAGAAAAAGGAUGCUGAUGAUUUUCAGGCGAAGUUGUGGAAGGCCCCAACCUUGUCCGAUAAACAUCAUUUGCUCUCUUCUCGUCUUCAAGACGCUCUCACGAACGACAAGAAGUUUCAAGCCUUGUAUAUCACCGUUCUGAGAAUUUUUCACCGCUAUCUGGAAGAAGAUCUCAAAUUGCUCGUCAAAUACAAUGAGCAAGACUGUUUAGGGGGCGAUCAUGUCAUUGUGGCACCUCAUAUUUCCAACAUGUCUUUUGCAGCCAAAUGGGCACCAACCCCUGGCAAAUCUGCUGAUAAACAGCUUCACAUUGCCACUGCUCUUGCAAUACUAUUUUACCCGGGCGAUGAUGUCAGCUGGGCAAGACAGAAGCUGCAAAAGGAGGUCUUGACACCGCUGAGGAAGGCACUUGCGAUCCCGGAGGUUGCGAUGUCCAACCGAUCUUGGAAGUUCGAUUACAAUAGGGUUCCUUCUAGAUCAAUGGCUCGCAAUGCAGAGGCGUUUAUGGCCCACGACCAACAAGGAUUCACCGCUUACUUGGACCGGGUAUCUCAGGGUCUCGCCACUGUUUCUGGAGCCAGUCUUAUGCCUCAUGAACUGCUAUACAACGCAAUACGAGGCAAAUCCCCGGUUGCCAAGCGACUUGCCGAUUUGCAAUGGUCUACCCUUGUCGACUCUAUCAGAUCAAGCUCUUCCGACGAUAUUUCCAACUGCAUCGCUAUUGCCGAUGUUUCUGGAUCAAUGGGCUCACUGGAUCAGGGUUCACCUCAAAAUCCUCCGCCUCUUUUACCUUGCAUUGCCCUCACUCUUCUUCUCUCGGAACUUGCGUCACCUCCUUGGCAAGGCCGAUUCUUCACGUUUUCCACUGAUCCUGCUUGCGAGUACAUCGACCCUGAUUUACCUCUAGCUGAAAGGGCGUCUCAGCUUUCGAAAGCUCAUUGGGGCAUGUCAACUGAAUUCUACAAGACCUAUGAACUCAUCUUGACUACCGCGAAAAAAAAUGAACUAGCUCCCGAAUACAUGGUCAAGAAGCUUUUCGUCUUCUCAGAUAUGCAGUUCGAUCAAGCAGUGAAAGGCAAAUACGGAGAAACGGAACACGAGACCAUGAAGAGAAGAUUUGAAGAAGCGGGAUACCCGUUGCCAGAAAUGGUUUACUGGAAUCUAGCAUCAAGAGCCGAGGGGACGCCCAAGCCUACUAAGUCUGACGUCGAAGGAGUCACGCUUUUCUCCGGGUUUUCUGGCGCUUUGAUGAAGUUCUUUCUGGGAGAUGGCUUGGCGGACGACGCAUUGGAAAGACAGUUCGAAGAUAUUGAAAUCAGCAAGGAAGGGGAAUCUUGCGUUUCUGAGAAGGAGAGAAAGAAGCCGAAUCCCCUUGAGCAGGUUCAUAGAGCUAUUGGCGGGCAGCAUUUUGCUGGAUUGAAAGUGGUUGACUAAUCGAAAGAUAUUUGUAAAGAAUGAGGAUAUCACUGUAGCGUCGCACAUGUGAGGGAGUUUUCGGGCCGAUGUUGCAACGAGUGCAUUAAAUUCGGAUGAUGGUAGGGUGGGCAUCCACCAUACAACUCAUUAUGUAUUAGUAGAAGAAUUGUUUGUCGUCAUGUUGAUGCUGUUGUUUGUUUGUUGUUGUUGUUU